Molecule: messenger RNA, 1453 nt
Organism: Pimephales promelas (fathead minnow)
Lineage: Eukaryota; Metazoa; Chordata; Actinopteri; Cypriniformes; Leuciscidae
Gene: tlcd1
Product: TLC domain containing 1
Biological process (GO): membrane assembly; plasma membrane organization; regulation of membrane lipid distribution
Cellular component (GO): plasma membrane
Source: RefSeq, a predicted model, not a curated record
CAAGCACGGAGCAUUUUUUCUGGAUUGUGGAAUACAGGGAGAUGGACACAGAAAGUUCAAGGGAAAGAGAUAUAACCAUUUCAUGGUUCACUGUCCCACAGAUAUAUCCAUCAUCAGCCAAUCAGUGUUGAACAAACAGGUACUGUGACAGAUACCACACCUAUGACAGGCACCGGCACGUGGAGAAAAGAGCGAGAGGGUGGAGAAUAGAUACAAAGAGCCUGAGACCCGAGGAAAAAGUGGAAGAAAGCAGGCGCUGCUUCAAGAAUCUGACUGCGAUUCACGUGGACACUGUUGGAAAGUUUAGAUCACCAAGGGAACAACAUAACAAGGACUCGUUGUCCGAAAAACUGAGAGCCACAAGACAAACUGUGGAGGAUGGACACAUGGCUGAAUGAAGUCCAGAAGUAUCCAGCCCUGUAUGUCUUGUGCUGUUCUGUAACCUUCAGGAUUCUUCACAGGUUCCUGCAGACUGUGCCCUGCCCCGCCAUAGUGGACACAGACCCCUGGAAGACGUGGAAAUGGAGGAACCUCUCAGUGUCUCUCGUCCACUCACUGCUGACCGGCAUCUGGGCCGUCGCCUGUGUUAUUCAGCAUCCUGUGAUGGUACAUGAAAUCCACUCAACCUACACCCCUUCAUCCUACAUGCUAAUCAUCGUCUCAUCUGGGUAUUUCAUUCAGGACGCUGCUGACAUUAUUUUUAGUGGGUAUGCAAAAGCAUCUUGGGAGUUUUUACUUCACCAUUUUAUGGUGAUCUGGUGUUUCUUGUAUGCCGUGUUCACACAUCAGUAUGUGGCAGGUGCAGUGGUGGCUUUAUUUGUGGAGGUGAACAGCGUGUUCCUGCAUACACGUUUAAUGCUCAAACUGGCUAAGGUGGCCCAAAACUCUUUCCUCUACACUGUUAACAAACUGUUGAAUGUGAUGACCUACAUGAGCUUCCGGCUUGGAGCACAGUUUUACCUCACCUGGUACCUCAUACAUCACUACUCGUCGUUGGAUCAUGCUCUCUACUUCCUGGUGACCAUGAUGCUCAUGAACAUUAUGAUUCUCAUCUAUUUCUACCGCCUCCUCCGAACAGACUUCUUCAACAAGAAGCGUCCUCACAAAAGCGUUCCUAAAUUUGCUGAGGAUUAAACUUACAGAUGCUGAUGUCUAUCGGUCCAUAAACCAGAGGCUGCAUUCAACAUUUAUCCGUAGGAUAUCUGUACUGAACAGCCAGACCUCACCAGACACAAUCUGUUGCCAAUCAGGGACAUUUAAAACAUGUUAGAAUAAAACAUUUAUAUUUAGAACAAUAAAAAAAAAACCUACUUUAAACCCAAAAAGGUUCAUGGUAGCCAAUUGUUUAAGACUCUGUUAAAGAUGAGUUUUACACUGCAAAAAAGUGAUUUUCUUUUUUCCCAGUACAAAAAUUGCAAAAAAAAAAAAAAAAACAUUUACUUGAGAAACAAAA